This is a messenger RNA of Miscanthus lutarioriparius, 525 nucleotides long. Lineage: Eukaryota; Viridiplantae; Streptophyta; Magnoliopsida; Poales; Poaceae. The record is from the annotation of a GenBank genome assembly.
AUGCCGCCUCCCGCCUCGACGCCGGCGACGCACGCGGCCGUGUACGUGGCGGCGGUGCCCCUGCGGGCGCCCAGGGGCCCCGCGCAGCUGCUGAUGUCGGCGGGCUACUCGCUGGGCAUGUGGGACCUGCAGCACUUCAUGGUGCUCCUGCGGCCCGACCCGGCCCUGGCCCAGGCGCUGGUGUUCGAUUUCCAGCCGCGGGACCCGGAGGACGCCCUCGCCGCGCUCGCGGUGCUGUCCCGGAGAGAAAUCCCUGGCGUGGUUCGUAGAAGGACGCUGCGGAGGGUCCCUGACCGGCGGUGCUGGCUCGUCGGGCACUGCUGCUGCGACGGGGACGACGACGCCGUUGCCGCCGCCGGCAGGUUCAGCGAGCGGUGGCGGACCGGCCUGGUGGUCGGGGAGCACGACUGCCGGGACUACACUAACGGGCUGGUCGAGGUGCUGACAGGUGAAAAACGUGUCCUGGAGUCGCUCCGAUUGGGCGCCAACGGCAGCACCACUCGCGGGGCGGCGCCGCCGUGGUAG